Molecule: messenger RNA, 3815 nt
Organism: Amaranthus tricolor (Joseph's coat)
Lineage: Eukaryota; Viridiplantae; Streptophyta; Magnoliopsida; Caryophyllales; Amaranthaceae
Product: calcium-transporting ATPase, endoplasmic reticulum-type
Exons: 8
Coding region: 383-3562 (1059 amino acids)
Biological process (GO): intracellular calcium ion homeostasis; calcium ion transmembrane transport
Cellular component (GO): membrane
Molecular function (GO): ATP binding; P-type calcium transporter activity; ATP hydrolysis activity
Source: RefSeq, a predicted model, not a curated record
UAAACGCAAAAGUUUCAAGAAACGAACCAUCUUAGACAGUUGGAACCUGCAGAAUUUACCUUUAUUUUAUUUAUUCCAUUACAAUUUUCCUUAGCAGUUUUCUUCCUUUUUUGUUCUUAUUUUUACUUGCUUUGUUUCCAAGCACUGAAAAUAUGAAGGUUCUUGGUUGAAAAAUGACAUAAUAAGUACCUAACUCUAUCUUUCUUCCUUUAUUUUUUACUUUAAUCUUUUUUUAUAACCCUUAACUGCAAAUUUUUAAUCAAACAACCCUUCAAAUAUUUCCCAUUUAUAUGAAACCAAGUGAACUUCCAAGGAGUAAAUAAAAACAACAUAUGGGUUUAUGGAAUUAAGUUGAAAGAAAAUCUGGGUUUGUGAGUUUGAAAUGGUAGCAUUAACAUCCAUGGAAGAAAAACCAUUUCCUGCUUGGUCUUGGUCUGUUGAAAAGUGUUUAAAAGAGUAUAAUGUUAAACUUGAAAAGGGUUUGAGUAGUUAUGAGAUUGAUAAAAGAAGGGAAGAAUAUGGUUGGAAUGAAUUAGACAAAGAGAAAGGGAAGCCUUUAUGGCAUCUUGUAUUAGAACAAUUUGAUGAUAUGCUUACAAAGAUAUUGAUUGUUGCAGCUUUAAUCUCUUUUAUACUUGCUUAUUUACAUGGCCAAGAAUCCGGGGAUUUCGGUUUUGAGGCCUAUGUUGAACCCUUUGUUAUUGUUCUUAUUCUUGUGCUUAAUGCCAUUGUUGGGGUAUGGCAAGAAAGUAAUGCUGAAAAGGCCCUUGAAGCCUUGAAAGAUUUGCAAGGUGAGUCUGCCAAGGUCUUAAGAGAUGGGUACCUUGUCCCGGACUUGCCUGCAAGGGAGUUAGUCCCAGGUGAUAUAGUCGAAUUGCGUGUAGGCGAUAAGGUUCCUGCUGAUAUGAGAGUUGCGGUUUUGAAAACAUCUACCCUAAGAGCCGAGCAAAGCUCAUUGACGGGUGAAUCUAUGCCGGUUUUAAAGUCUACUUUGCCGGUUUAUGUUGAUGAUUGUGAGUUGCAGGCCAAAGAGAACAUGCUUUUUGCUGGGACAACGGUUGUGAAUGGGAGUUGUGUUUGUAUAGUUGUCGAUAUAGGGAUGAGAACUGAGAUCGGAAAGAUUCAGACUCAGAUUCACCAGGCUUCGUUAGAUGAGAGCGAGACUCCUUUAAAGAAGAAGCUUGAUGAGUUUGGUAGUAGGCUUACAACUGCAAUUGGGAUUGUUUGUUUAGUUGUUUGGAUUAUUAACUACAAAUACUUUCUAUCUUGGGAUGUUGUGAAUGGAUGGCCUACGAAUUUCCAAUUCUCUUUCGAGAAGUGUACUUACUAUUUUAAGAUUGCUGUCGCCCUUGCGGUUGCUGCAAUACCCGAAGGACUUCCUGCUGUCAUCACGACGUGUUUGGCUUUAGGCACAAGGAAGAUGGCACAAAAGAAUGCAAUUGUCAGAAAGCUUCCUAGUGUAGAAACCUUAGGGUGCACAACUGUCAUUUGUUCAGAUAAAACAGGCACUCUGACAACCAAUCAGAUGGCUGUGACUGAAUUCUUCACUUUAGGAGGGAAAACUACGACUUCACGAGUUUUCCAUGUUGAUGGAACGACAUAUAAUCCUAAGGACGGUGGGAUUGUCGACUGGAGUUGUUAUAAUAUGGAUGCAAAUCUACAAGCUGUUGCAGAAAUAUCGGCUUUAUGCAAUGAUGCAGGAAUUUUCUGCAAUGGCCGUGCUUAUCAAGCCACAGGUUUUCCUACCGAGGCAGCUCUUAAGGUUUUAAUCGAGAAAAUGGGUGUUCCUGAUACAAAGACGAGGAACAGAAUUCGCGACAUGUAUCUUGCCGCUAAUUACAUGAUCGGUGGCUCUUCGGUCAAAUUAGUUUGUUGUGAUUGGUGGACAAAGAGGUCAAAGAGGCUGGCUACACUGGAGUUUGAUCGAUUUCGUAAGUCUAUGAGUGUGAUCGUUAAGGAGCCAAAUGGGCAAAACCGCCUACUCGUUAAGGGUGCCGUUGAGAGUUUAUUGGAGCGCACUUCACAUGUGCAACUAGCCGAUGGAUCAAUAGUUCCAAUCGAUGAAUCGUGUAAGAAACUUUUGUUGUCGAGACAACUCGAGAUGAGCUCGAAAGGAUUGAGAUGCCUAGGAUUAGCAUACAAGGAUGACUUGGGAGAGCUUUCGGAUUAUAACAAUGAAAGUCAUCCCGCCCAUAGAAGGCUUCUCGAUCCUAAUUGCUACCCCGAAAUCGAGAGUAACCUUAUUUUUGUGGGCGUUGUUGGUAUAAGGGACCCUCCUCGCGAGGAAGUGCAACAAGCGAUGAGUGAUUGUAGACAAGCGGGGAUUGGGGUGAUAGUUAUUACCGGAGAUAACAAGUCCACUGCUGAAGCCAUAUGUCGGGAAAUUCAGUUAUUUUCUCGUACUGACGAUCUUAAGGGAAGAAGCUUCAUUGGCAAAGAAUUUAUGGCACUUUCCUAUUCAGAACAAAAGGAAAUUUUGUCUCGGCCUGGUGGCAAGGUUUUCUCUCGUGCUGAGCCCAAACACAAGCAAGAGAUUGUAAGGACGCUAAAAGAGAUGGGAGAGAUUGUCGCUAUGACAGGAGAUGGUGUUAACGAUGCUCCUGCUUUAAAACUCGCAGAUAUUGGAAUUUCUAUGGGCAUUGCCGGGACUGAGGUGGCAAAAGAAGCCGCAGAUAUGGUACUAGCCGAUGAUAACUUUAGCACCAUAGUUUCGGCUGUUGCUGAGGGUCGUUCGAUUUACAACAAUAUGAAAGCUUUUAUCAGGUACAUGAUAUCAUCAAAUGUAGGUGAGGUCAUAUCAAUAUUCUUGACUGCAGCAUUAGGUAUUCCAGAAUGUAUGAUACCUGUGCAGCUCUUGUGGGUUAAUUUGGUCACGGAUGGCCCGCCUGCAACCGCUUUAGGUUUCAAUCCAGCUGAUAUUGAUGUCAUGCAGAAACCUCCUCGCAAAAGCAAUGAUGCUCUAAUCAAUUCCUGGGUUCUCUUUCGAUACUUGGUGAUCGGUUCCUACGUUGGUGUGGCAACAGUCGGUAUCUUCAUCGUAUGGUUUACUCAACCUUCUUUUCUCGGUAUCAAUCUCAUUAGCGACGGGCACACACUCGUGCAACUAUCUCAGCUACAAACCUGGGGUGAAUGUUCAUCAUGGUCUAAUUUCACCGCCACCCCAUUCACAGUCGCUGGAGGACGCACUAUAAGCUUCACGAAUCCAUGCGACUAUUUCAAUGUUGGUAAAGUGAAGGCAAUGACUCUUUCCCUUUCGGUUUUAGUUGCAAUCGAAAUGUUCAAUUCCCUAAAUGCGUUAUCUGAAGACAGUAGUUUGAUCACCAUGCCGCCAUGGAGAAAUCCUUGGCUUCUAGUCGCUAUGUCUCUAUCUUUUGGGUUACAUUGUCUGAUAAUGUAUGUUCCGUUACUGGCAAAUGUGUUCGGUAUAGUCCCCUUGACUUCCGAUGAAUGGUUACUCGUCAUCAUUGUUUCGGCACCUGUGAUCCUGCUAGAUGAAAUUCUUAAGUUUAUAGGAAGGAAUCGGAGAAACGGUUUAAAGAAGGCGAAGGUGAAGCAAAUAUGAGCCGCCGUGUGCAAUUUCGCAGACUCAAGAUCUAACCGAGAAAGUUUGGAUGAUAAAUAAGUAAAAGAACAUUAUAACUUUGUUUUUCCAUAUGAUUAUAUAUAUACCUUUGUUUUUUCACAUGAUAACAUUUUGUAGCAUAUGGCUAAGCUUAGAAUCAGUAGUAGUGUGACUACUGUCCAUGUACAUUACAACAGAAGGCGUUUUUCGACUUCUUUUGGAAAAUUUGUUAAUAACUGUUACGUUUUGCUAA